Phyllostomus hastatus (greater spear-nosed bat) is the source of this 1887-nucleotide messenger RNA. It is a transcript of the gene DRG2, whose product is annotated as developmentally regulated GTP binding protein 2. NCBI's taxonomy places the organism in Eukaryota, Metazoa, Chordata, Mammalia, Chiroptera, Phyllostomidae. Gene Ontology annotation, biological process: cytoplasmic translation. The transcript has 13 exons. The record is from RefSeq and is a predicted model, not a curated record. Gene Ontology annotation, molecular function: GTP binding; GTPase activity. The coding region runs from base 141 to 1235 and encodes 364 amino acids. Gene Ontology annotation, cellular component: cytoplasm.
CUCUGAAUCCCGGAGCGCCGGGCGCUGGGGGACGCCGUUAGCCGUGGGCUUCCGAACGCAGGGUGUUUGGCGGCCGCCGCCAGGCCGGAGUUUCGGGCUUCGCCGCUGUGUGUGUUGGUGCCCCCAGCUUAGCCGCGGCCAUGGGGAUCUUAGAGAAGAUAUCCGAGAUCGAGAAGGAGAUCGCUCGGACGCAGAAGAACAAGGCCACUGAGUACCACCUGGGCUUGCUGAAAGCAAAACUUGCCAAGUAUCGGGCCCAGCUCCUAGAACCGUCCAAAUCGGCCUCAUCCAAAGGAGAGGGCUUCGACGUCAUGAAGUCAGGUGACGCCCGAGUGGCGCUGAUUGGAUUUCCCUCUGUGGGUAAGUCCACCUUCUUGAGUCUGAUGACCUCCACAGCCAGUGAAGCUGCAUCCUAUGAGUUCACAACCCUGACAUGUAUCCCUGGGGUCAUUGAAUACAAAGGAGCCAACAUCCAGCUCCUGGACCUCCCUGGAAUCAUCGAAGGUGCAGCACAAGGGAAAGGCCGUGGCCGGCAGGUGAUCGCUGUCGCACGCACAGCUGACGUCGUCAUCAUGAUGCUAGAUGCCACCAAGGGAGAGGUGCAGAGGUCUUUGCUGGAGAAGGAGCUGGAGUCGGUGGGCAUCCGCCUCAACAAGCACAAGCCUAACAUCUACUUCAAGCCCAAGAAGGGUGGUGGCAUCUCUUUUAAUUCGACCGUGACACUGACCCAGUGUUCAGAGAAGCUGGUGCAGCUGAUCCUGCAUGAGUACAAGAUCUUCAACGCAGAGGUGCUCUUCCGAGAGGACUGCUCCCCGGACGAGUUCAUUGACGUGAUUGUGGGCAACCGGGUGUACAUGCCCUGCUUGUAUGUUUAUAACAAAAUCGACCAGAUCUCAAUGGAAGAAGUGGAUCGCCUGGCCCGGAAACCCAACAGCGUGGUCAUCAGCUGUGGUAUGAAGCUGAACCUGGACUACUUGCUAGAGAUGCUUUGGGAGUACUUGGCCCUGACCUGCAUCUACACCAAGAAGAGAGGACAGAGGCCGGACUUCUCAGAUGCCAUCAUUCUCCGGAAAGGGGCCUCCGUGGAACAUGUGUGCCACCGCAUCCACCGGUCGCUCGCCAGCCAGUUCAAGUACGCGCUGGUGUGGGGCACCAGCACCAAGUACAGCCCGCAGCGGGUGGGCCUGACCCACACCAUGGAGCAUGAAGAUGUCAUCCAGAUUGUCAAGAAGUAGUGGCCAGGGCCAGGCCACCAAGCCACCCACCCUGUCUCCCUGGGGAGUUGGGUCCAGUGUGACACACUGAAGCCCAACAGGAAGAAUACAAAUAUGUGUAUUCCAGGAAGGGGUCUCACAAGUCUCUGCUUUUUCCAGAAGUUUCUUCAGUAGGCAGAUGAUGAGUGUGUGGGACAGAGGGAUGAGAUUGGGGGCUCGGGUUGGGCAGAGGGCAUUUCCUAUGAGACUAGCCCCUGUGGUGGGGACUCAGCCCUGCUUGGGCACUGAGGGAGCAGGUUGCCUCUUACUUUCCAGCCUGGGCCUAAUGCAGAUGGCUUGCUCAGUGUAGGGCUGGGAGCUGGGCUUCACUGUAGGCUCACCUCAGCCUCUCCACCCCUGCAGCUUCUCCAGUUCUCCAGGAGGGGGCCUCCUGGGACAAAAUCCCCCACCCCAGGGUGCCUGGGAAUGGGGACUGGAGGUCAGUGGUUGUAUAGGCCCAGCCCAUGCCCUCCACAGCUUGUUGGGUCCUGAAGUACCCGCCUCCCAGGCAGCCCAUGCCCAGCACAAAAUCCCAGACACUGGGGCUGGGGACUGGAGUUUGGAUUUUUUAUUUUCUCUAUGCCCUCUGAUCUCAGCUCUUGCUGAAAUAAAGGAUGAGAACAAUUUCUGUUCA